AUGUCGCAGAACGACAUCGAGGCCAAGAUCCAAACCGCGCUCUCGUACAAGGCGCAAGGCAACGAAGCGUUCGGAGCGAAACAGUAUCAAGAAGCCUUGCGGUGCUACCACCAUGCUGUGUUGUAUCUCUCUGGCCUUGAUGAAGGCAUCUUAGCGGGGCUCACAGGGCAGUCUCAUCCUACGUCCCAAGGUACACGCGACGACAAGAUCCAAUUGAGUCAGGUGCGGUCCAAUAUGGCCGCAUGCUAUCUGCAAUUACAGCAGUGGGACAAGGCCCUUGACGCAUGUGACAAGGCGCUUGCUCUGGAUGCUACCAACAAAAAGGCCAUAUUUCGUAAGGCCCAAGCGCUUCGGCAGCGUGGCGACAUGUACAAGGCGCGUGCAUGGCUAGCCUCGUCCACUGCACAGCCAUUUCUGAGUGAUGUGGAUUUCGCCCGUGAGCAAGCUCGUAUUGAAGCCCUCAUCCUAACUCGCGAACGCCAGAGCGCCCAUCGUCUACGUGGCUUCCUCUCUUAG
This is a messenger RNA of Malassezia pachydermatis, 516 nucleotides long. RefSeq names its product tpr-like protein. Gene Ontology annotation, molecular function: protein binding. The record is from RefSeq and is a predicted model, not a curated record. Lineage: Eukaryota; Fungi; Basidiomycota; Malasseziomycetes; Malasseziales; Malasseziaceae. The coding region runs from base 1 to 516 and encodes 171 amino acids. The transcript has 4 exons.